CAGCAGCCAUCUGUACACUUUUCUCGCGUUCCGCGGUUGUCUGCUGCGAUCACCUGUCGGACGGAGUUUACGUGCCACUCGGUUCAAACCUGAAGAAUCGAUCCGGCGAGCCGGAUAAAACGAGGGAAUAAAUUAGAACGCCGGGCGAGCAUCGCCGCGCGAAGGGGAAGACCUUUUCCGUCCAGCCAGGCUCGAGAUGAGGCUCCGCUGAGAAGAAGACGCGACACCGCUGUUGUCCCCCUCUCGCACGUCCCCGCGUAACGGGCUGUCUCGCUAUCUGAUAUCGCCGCGCGUACGAAUCGAAUCGUCAACAAUGCAAAGUGUAAUAAACCACGUGAAGGGCACCGCGCUGGGCGUCGCCGAGUACUUGACGCCGGUGCUGAAGGAAAGUAAAUUCCGGGAAACUGGUGUCUUGACACCGGAGGAGUUUGUAGCGGCCGGUGACCACUUGGUGCAUCACUGUCCCACAUGGCAGUGGGCUACUGGUGACGAGGACAGGGCCAAGGCUUACUUACCAAAGGGCAAACAGUUCCUGCUGACUCGUAAUGUUCCCUGCACGCGUCGAUGUAAACAGAUGGAAUACAGCAACGAGCAAGAGUGUAUUAUAGAAGCUGACGAUCCUGAGGGCGGUUGGGUGGACACCCAUCAUUACGCCACUAGUGUCGCCGGCCUGGACGAGAGAGUGACAGAAAUGGCGUUGGAGGAGUCGCUGGGGGAGCCACCCCAACUUGAGGACAAUGCGGACGAGGACGAGGACGAUGAGGAUGCCGCUGAUAUGGACGCUUUCGAAAUUAGCGGCAUGCUGGACGAGCAGGAUAAGCACGCGGCGACGGAGAGCACUAAGAAAACUGGCCACGAGAAACGGGACUCGUUUACAGAGGGAGAGAUCAUUCGCACUCGCACCUAUGAUCUGUACAUCACAUACGAUAAAUAUUAUCAAACGCCCAGAUUAUGGUUGUUCGGAUACAACGAGAAUCGGAAGCCGCUUAGCGUAGAAGAGAUGUACGAAGAUGUUAGUCAGGAUCAUGCUAAGAAGACGGUUACAAUGGAGACUCACCCGCACAUACCUGGUCCUCCUAUGGCUUCUGUUCACCCCUGCAGGCACGCGGAGGUGAUGAAGAAAAUCAUGGAGACGGUGAUGGAGGGCGGCGGAGAGUUAGGAGUACACAUGUACCUUAUAAUCUUUCUGAAAUUCGUUCAGUCGGUCAUACCGACGAUCGAAUACGACUACACGCAAAAUUUUAUGCUAAAUGCGGCUGGCUAAGCGCGUAGCUGGUGUUAAAGUUAUCGGCAUUAUAUUGUGAUUAAUAUAAAUUGCUUACCAACUGUAUUUAGCGGAUACGCGGGAUAAUUGUGUAUCGAUGUUUACUACGCUUUUCAUCGUAAAUGCGAAGGAUCGUAAGGAUAUUCGAGAUUAUAUGGAUUCAAAAAGAAUUUUCGUGUACGUACCUUGAGUUGACACUGUCGUGAAUAUUGAACAAACAUCUAACUCCCGAGAAUCCAAAGAUAUAAAAUAAAUUGCACGGAUCUCGAACGUUCAGCAUUUAAAGAUCCAUUUGUACACUCGUCCUAAUUAAUUUUAAGCGAAUACGUUACACCUCCACAAGAUACUUUUUUACAUUGCAAGAUACUGAGUUGAAUAGAUCUUUAACUUUACAGCCGUUAGACAAUAAGCGAGGAAUAAAGACUACGCUGAAAGCAACGAAUGGAAUCAACGGAACAAGAGCGAGACAGAGAGAGAGGUAGAGAAAUACGGAAGUCAUUUCCUAUUUCUUAUAUGUUUAUAUUUAAGCUAAUUAUUUGUUAACUUAUCAUUUACGAAAAAAAGCUUAAAUAUUUAUCAACAUUGGUUACAGCUAAUUAUUAGGAAAAUAAAUUGGAAUAUUCCAAACAUUA
Wasmannia auropunctata (little fire ant) is the source of this 1896-nucleotide messenger RNA. RefSeq names its product ubiquitin-like-conjugating enzyme ATG3 (gene Atg3). Lineage: Eukaryota; Metazoa; Arthropoda; Insecta; Hymenoptera; Formicidae. The record is from RefSeq and is a predicted model, not a curated record. Gene Ontology annotation, cellular component: cytoplasmic ubiquitin ligase complex; cytosol. The transcript is spliced from 6 exons. The coding region runs from base 314 to 1264 and encodes 316 amino acids. Gene Ontology annotation, biological process: autophagy of mitochondrion; autophagosome assembly; nucleophagy. Gene Ontology annotation, molecular function: Atg8-family ligase activity.